Phalaenopsis equestris is the source of this 985-nucleotide messenger RNA. RefSeq names its product tryptophan--tRNA ligase, cytoplasmic-like. The transcript has 8 exons. Gene Ontology annotation, biological process: tryptophanyl-tRNA aminoacylation. The record is from RefSeq and is a predicted model, not a curated record. Gene Ontology annotation, molecular function: tryptophan-tRNA ligase activity; ATP binding. NCBI's taxonomy places the organism in Eukaryota, Viridiplantae, Streptophyta, Magnoliopsida, Asparagales, Orchidaceae. Gene Ontology annotation, cellular component: cytoplasm. The annotation marks the transcript as partial.
AUACAGGUUGUGGGAAUCUUUGGCUUUACACAUGAAGAUCAUAUUGGAAAAAUCAGCUUUCCGCCCAUACAGGCUGUUCCGUCGUUCCCAAGCUCUUUUCCACAUCUUUUUGCUGGCCGCGACAAUCUACGUUGCUUGAUACCUUGCGCGAUUGACCAGGACCCUUACUUCAGAAUGACUAGAGAUGUUGCUCCUAGGAUAGGCUAUCAGAAGCCUGCUUUAAUUGAGUCAUCGUUUUUCCCUGCCCUUCAGGGGGAGACCGGAAAGAUGUCUGCUAGUGAUCCAAAUUCUGCAAUUUAUGUUACUGACUCGCCCAAAGUCAUUAAAAACAAGGUGAAUCGUUAUGCAUUUUCUGGUGGACAAGACUCUAUAGAGAACCACAGGAAGUAUGGUGCGAAUCUGGAGGUGGACAUUCCUGUCAAGUACCUUGGUUUCUUUCUUGAAGAUGAUGAUGAGCUCGAGCACAUAAAGAAGGAAUAUGGUGCAGGCCGGUUGUUGACCGGCGAGGUGAAGAAGCGUCUUAUUGAAGUUCUUUCAGAGAUAGUUGAGAGACAUCAAAAAGCUCGUGCUUUAGUGACAGACGAGAUGGUGGAUGCAUUCAUGGCUGUGAGGCCUCUUCCUCACAUGUUCAGCUAAAGAUGGUUUCACUUUGAAUUAUCCCUCACUCAAUUUGCUGUGUGAAAUAAGUGAGCAGAUGUGCAAUGAUUUUUUAGGCAUUUAUAUUUAAAUUUUAUGUAUCACAUAUAAAUUGGCUGUGGAAAUAUAUAUUUUAUAAGGGUUUACUAAUUUAUACCUUUAUCUAUUUAUUUUUUUCUCUUGGAAAUUCAGUUGAACCAAUUUAUGUCAUGUCUUUGAUGGGCUAAUACUCACUGGUAUUGUUUGUUUGGACUAAUGUACACUUUGUGCCCUUCCCCAUAUAUUGUUCUGUUUAUGUAACUACAAUUGUUAUUUAUUUACAGCCAUACAACACAUUUCUCAUGCACAG